Messenger RNA from Phragmites australis (common reed), 2441 nucleotides. Its product is annotated as inactive poly [ADP-ribose] polymerase RCD1-like. The transcript has 7 exons. Gene Ontology annotation, molecular function: NAD+ poly-ADP-ribosyltransferase activity. NCBI's taxonomy places the organism in Eukaryota, Viridiplantae, Streptophyta, Magnoliopsida, Poales, Poaceae. The record is from RefSeq and is a predicted model, not a curated record. The coding region runs from base 432 to 2162 and encodes 576 amino acids.
UCCCCCUUUCCUCUCGCCUCCUCGCCCACCGGAAUAGGAAGGGAAAGCCGCAGGAGCCGACCCACAGGAAGGCGGACGCCGCCGCCGCCCCCCGUCGCGUGCGGCAGCUUAGAAAAGGCGGCCUUGCCUCAACUAUCCAUCCAUCUACUCGCAGUCUGCCUCAUCUACUCUGCUCGGAGUGAAUCGUAUAAUAAGUAAUAACCGCUGCUGCUUGCCUAUCUGCCUACAUCUAUCCAGUCUUCCGCGGCGGCGGCGAUGAACUAUGGCUGGUCCAUUACAUGUGCGCUUUUGGAUAAUAUGGCUCAUUUUGGAAUUAACUUUAUGCUAACAUAAUCUAGGUGUCAUUAGCUAGAUUAAGUUAACUUUUUUGACUUAGUAGUGUAAAUCUGUAAAGAAAAUUACCUGGUUUGGAUUGAGUCUUUGUAAAAGAAAUGGAGCAGAGGAACGUAAUGGCAUUGGAUGAACAUGUGCUGAAACCUACUGUUCGCAAGCGAAAGCUUGAGACUGCUAUGGGGUGCUCUGAGGCCAAUGAUGCAAUAGUGUUCUCUCAGCAUGAUCCAAGGAAACACCUUGUGACAUUUGCUGAUGAAGCUGAACGUAAUAAGUCUAAAAUUACUUCCUGUGGGAAUGGUAGUAUACUAGAGUCCUAUCGAAACUUUAAGACAAGUGGGUUGCCUAUGCGUGUGCUUUUCUACCAGCAUGGUGACUGGAGUGAUUUUCCAGAGGAUGUUAUCAAUCUGGCACAACGGGACUUCCAAUUGAAGAGGCCGAUUACUACCGUGGUGUUCCAGAACAAGCACAUCCUGUUGGACUUCAUUCACAUGAUUUGCCUAGAUUAUGCAACGACCAUAAAUAACCCAAUAGCAUGGGUUGAUGAUCAUGGCAAAUCCUUCUUUCCAGAUUUAUCUGCCGGAUUGUAUACAUCUAAAUCAUCUCAGCAUGAAAAAGGUGAAGCUGAUGAGCGUGCUGGGAUGUCUACAAGUGUAGCUGAAAGCUCAAGUUCAGUGUCUGUUGGGGAAGCAGUUUCUCAUGAUAAGAGAAUCAAUAAUAUAGUGGAGGACAAACCGAAAGCGCAUAACAAUGAUGAAGCUAUUGGUGAAAAUAAAUCAAGUCCUUCAGCCCAUUUGAAUGAGUACUCUAGAGGAAUCAUACAGGCUACUGCCAGCAAGAAAAACAGUGGUCAACGUGUUGAUUCAGCUGUGCAGAAUUUGUUACUUAAAGGAUUAGGCCAGCCUUUUAAUGAAAAAGAUAUUAUCGGUAUCUAUAGAACACCGCUGCUAGAUCAGCAAGGGCAAGUUCGUUCUAGUCUUUUCCAGAAGGAGGUAGAAGCGACCAAAAGUCGUCGUGGGAACGCAAAUGUGCGUUAUGCAUGGCUUCCUUGCUCAAGAGAUACUAUGGAGGAGAUGAUGAUGCAAGGUUCUCUGGAAAUUGCAAAACCUCAGCAGGGGACCAUGUAUGGUGUUGGGACUCAUCUUGCUCCAGCAAAUUGCUCAAAUUCAUGUGCCAGAUAUUUAGAUAUUCAUGAAGAUGGCAUCAUCAGAAUGAUGUUGUGCCGUGUGAUAAUGGGUAAUGUUGAGCUUGUUUUUCCUGGAUCAAAGCAAUUCCAGCCAACCAAUGAAAGUUUUGAUAGUGGUGUGGAUGAUCUCCAAAAACCAAAGCAUUACAUCAUAUGGGAUACUAAUGUGCAUAAUCACAUCUAUGCUGAAUAUGCUGUUAUUAUCAAAGUACCUCCCAUGACCAAUGAAUAUUUGGUUUCGAAAAAUAGCGCGUCCAACAUAUCUGAGAUCAUAAAUUCUGGUUCGCCAGACAGUCUAGCCAAGGGCGAUAGCUUCCAAACCUUGGCAUCUUCAGCUGUUCAACAACAAGCACCUAUGUUCGGGCGUGCUCCAAGGGCUCCCUCCUCACCUUGGAUGCCCUUUUCAAUGCUUUUUGCUGCCAUUUCCACAAAAGUGCCUCGUUCAGACAUGGACUUGGUCCUUAGAUACUAUGAAGAAUUCAAGAGGAGAAAGAUAAGCAGGGCUGACUUAGUGAUUCGGCUGAGGCAAAUUGUUGGUGAUAAGCUAUUGGUUUCUACAGUAAUGAAGCUUCAGCAGAAGUUGCCACCGAUGGCAGCAGCUGGACUACCAAGAGCGCUUGGAAGGGGAGGUAGUCUCCAGAAAUAACAGUCUGUCGACAUAGCAAUGCAUGGAGUCAAAAGGAUAAAGGAAGCUAAGGAGGUCCGUUACAUGGUCUUGUUGUAGUUCUCAAACUCAAAAUUUAGGUUUUGACAAAACUCGGGAUAGUAUUUCGGUUGGUCGAUUGGUCUGUGAAAUCCAGCAAUUUGCCUUCUGUGUAGCCCGUUGUUAACCUUCCUCAGUGAGUUCACCCGGCCUGUAGGUUGUACUCUUAUAUUUUACCUUAAAAAGUUUACUCCGUGUUUCCAGCAUGAAUUUUGCUGCUCA